UACAACGCACACGGGUGCACGGACAAUAGCAAGCUCAAGCAAUAUCACCCUUGCGUGACCCGCCUUGAACACAACACUGACAAGAACAAUAGCUUGAAUAGAAAAUCUAUGCCAGUUACCGGCUACGAUCUUACAUCUCAACGUGUCAACUCAGAGCUCCCAGAUCUUGCAUCUGUUCUUGGUCACAUUGACACUACAAAGUUCCUUUUCGACGACCAAGAAGACAAACCUGUCAAUCAUCACACUCCAGUUGCUUCGCCGGAUCGUAGGUCUUUCCUUCACAUGAACACGACAAACGACAAGGAUAACUUUCCGAUCCUCAUUCGACGUGAAGAUAACAAUACGAUGCAGUACUCUGCUCUAGACUCUGCAACAGAACAAUCGCCUAGUACUGAACCUCAGUCACAGACCGGUUGGAGCUCAUUCGCAUCUCGUCACCGCCAAUCCCAGUCAAGCCUCCCGAUGAACAAUCUUCAUCAGCAGUUGGAAGAUCUGAACAUUUCAUCACCUGUAGAACGCACCGAGCCAUCGUCAAGAAACAUGGCUGGCCCUGGAAACAGCAGGAGAUCUUCGGAUUUGAAGUUCAGCCCAUUCGGACAGUCAAACAGAGCAUCCGCCCAUGCGGCACAGAACGGCUCGUUUACAAUGCCAAAGUUGCAAUCUUCGUUUUCCACUAACGAUAUUCCUACAGUCAAGAACCCUAAUGGCAUCAAUGGCGGCCAAGGUGCAAUCACACCUAGCACGGCCAAUUCGCACGCUGAAAACCACUACCACAACCAUAAUGCAAGCAUUGGUCGUAUCCCGACAGGUGUCCCAAGCAAUCGUCAGAGUAGAGACUUGACAGCUACCACUACGCAAGCUGAAGAACAGCGUCCGGUAACUCGUCAGUCUGCACUCCAUGCGAGUGCUGCGCCCUUCAAUUCUGGUGUAGCUUCGCCAACGAAUGCACCUGCCGCGGUCAACGCAACCCCGAACAGUGCCAUGAUGGGCCCUUACGGAGCUCCAGCAUUUUUCGGUGGAUAUGGAAUGAAUAUGAUGAACCAACAAAUUGUUCCCCAGCAAGGCCAGUGGGCGCAGGGUGCCGUUCCUCAGAUGUAUCAAAACCCUUACACGCAAUACGGUCCGACGUACCAAGCCUACGCUGCUGGAGGUCGGUUCAACGACAGUCAGCCCCGUGUAAUUCAAUCCCGCAGGACGGCUGGUCAGGAGCAGAAUCGUUUUCAAGAUUUUGACCUUGACACGCAGCGCAAUGAAAUCUUGGCCCUCUGUAAAGAUCAGUACGGAUGUCGUUUCCUUCAAAAGAAGCUCGAGGAACGCAAUGAAGACUUCACCUUGGCAAUCUUUGAGGAGACAAAAGACGCAGUCAUUGAGCUCAUGACGGACCCAUUUGGUAACUACCUCUGCCAGAAAUUGCUUGAAUAUACCAAAGAUGACCAGCGCACUGUGCUCAUCAAGAACGCCGCCCCUUCCAUGGUCGGAAUUGCGCUCAAUCAGCAUGGUACUCGGGCUUUGCAGAAGAUGAUUGAGUACAUCCUGAACGCUGAGCAAAUUUCUACCAUCAUCGAGGCUCUGCAGUCAAAUGUAGUUGCGUUGAUCCAGGAUCUCAACGGCAAUCACGUCAUUCAGAAGUGUCUCAAUCAUCUUAAGCCUCAGGAUGCCCAGUUCAUCUUCAGUGCCGUUGGCAACAAUUGCGUCGAAGUCGGCACUCACCGUCAUGGCUGUUGCGUUUUGCAAAGAUGUAUCGACCAUGCAUCGGGAGACCAGAAGAAUAUGCUGAUCCAUCAGAUCAGUGAGUCAAGCAUCAAACUCGUUCAGGAUCCGUUCGGCAAUUACGUCGUUCAAUACAUUUUGGACCUCGCUGAGCAGAAGUUUACGCACCCACUUUGCGUAAAAUUUAUGGGCAGAGUUGUGGAACUGUCCAAGCAAAAGUUUAGCUCGAAUGUCAUCGAAAAAUGCAUCCGCGUGGCUGCUCAUGAGAUAAAGCGUGUCAUGAUUGACGAAAUUCUUCUUCCUGGAGAGCUUGAAGGCGUCAUGCGCGAUCCGUAUGCCAAUUACGUCAUCCAAACGGCGUUGGACUACGCGGAUAAUGAUACUUGCAUUCGAUUGAUUGACGCAAUGCGACCAAUUAUUCCAGGAAUCCGCCAGACUCCGUACGGACGUCGUAUCCAGACCAAAAUCCAGGACCGCGAAGCGCGUCUUGCUCAAGGAAGUGGUCCCGCACUGAUCGAUCCCCAAUCGCUCGCGACGUCGCCAAUGACUUCGCCACAUGCAUCUCAGGCAGUCCCAUAUAAUCCAAACAUCCAGAGCCCGCAGAACCCAUAUGUCGGCUUGGCAAACGGCUACCAGUCCCCCCAGCGCAUUGGCAAUCCUACCCAACCUGGAUUCCAGAACAGUCAGCACCAAUCCUUCGGGCGUGCUGCUGCUUCGUACGGCAUGAACGGCGGUAACAUGAACAGCAAUGCGGGAGGCAUGGGCAACAACAUGGGUUACUUUUGAGUAGCGACUGUAUAACUGUCAUCAACAACCGUUCUCAUUUCCUACGCACCGGCGGCAAUCUCAGACGUACUACCACCAGCUCGUCAUUUCUUCGACCAAGCGUUCAAUACAUACAGCAUAACAUCACGGCCGAUUCUACACUUAGAUCCUGAUGUGCAUCCAUUUCCGGAGUUUCCAUUUCACGAACC
This is a messenger RNA of Pseudovirgaria hyperparasitica, 2684 nucleotides long. Its product is annotated as ARM repeat-containing protein. The transcript has 2 exons. Gene Ontology annotation, molecular function: mRNA binding. Gene Ontology annotation, biological process: post-transcriptional regulation of gene expression. NCBI's taxonomy places the organism in Eukaryota, Fungi, Ascomycota, Dothideomycetes, Acrospermales, Acrospermaceae. The record is from RefSeq and is a predicted model, not a curated record. Bases 109 to 2496 code for a protein of 795 amino acids. Gene Ontology annotation, cellular component: cytoplasm.